Hypanus sabinus (Atlantic stingray) is the source of this 2100-nucleotide messenger RNA. Its product is annotated as ras-related protein Rab-11B. The record is from RefSeq and is a predicted model, not a curated record. The transcript is spliced from 5 exons. Gene Ontology annotation, biological process: constitutive secretory pathway; regulated exocytosis. Gene Ontology annotation, molecular function: GTP binding; GTPase activity. Lineage: Eukaryota; Metazoa; Chordata; Chondrichthyes; Myliobatiformes; Dasyatidae. Gene Ontology annotation, cellular component: recycling endosome. The coding region runs from base 118 to 774 and encodes 218 amino acids.
AUUUCCGGUUGUCCGCUAGGGGUUGGGCUUGUGCCUAGGCCGAAAAAAGGAAGGUUUUUUUUUGCGGUUGUUGCAGGUUUUUUGGCUUUGGUGGACGCUGUUUAAAUUGACGCUAAGAUGGGAACUAGAGACGAUGAAUACGAUUACCUCUUUAAAGUUGUGCUAAUUGGGGAUUCCGGGGUUGGAAAGAGCAACCUCCUGUCGAGGUUCACACGCAAUGAGUUUAACCUGGAAAGUAAAAGCACCAUUGGAGUUGAGUUUGCCACCAGGAGUAUCCAAGUAGAUGGAAAGACAAUUAAAGCACAGAUCUGGGACACAGCAGGACAGGAGCGAUACCGUGCCAUCACUUCAGCGUACUACCGUGGAGCUGUAGGUGCCCUGCUGGUGUAUGAUAUUGCCAAGCAUCUAACAUACGAGAAUGUAGAGCGGUGGCUGAAAGAAUUGCGUGAUCAUGCUGAUAACAAUAUUGUCAUUAUGUUGGUUGGGAACAAGAGUGACCUUCGUCAUCUGAGAGCUGUGCCAACGGAUGAGGCACGGGCCUUUGCAGAAAAAAAUAAUCUUUCAUUCAUUGAAACAUCUGCACUGGAUUCAACAAAUGUAGAGGAAGCAUUUAAAAAUAUUCUUACAGAAAUUUACCGCAUAGUUUCGCAGAAACAGAUUUCUGAUCGAUCAGCUCAUGAUGAAUCGCCUGGUAACAACGUGGUAGACAUCAGUGUACCACCGACAACUGAUGGGCAAAAAUCCAAUAAACUCCAGUGUUGCCAGAAUAUGUGAUGUGCUUCAGCUAACCCUCCCAAUUUCCAACUCUUUCUUGCCUGUGCAUUGUAGUGUUGUAAUUGCUUCUGUCUUGUCCCGUGAUUGAUGAAAUCCCAUCCAAAAGUUGUAACAGUAAAGUUCACAUUCCUUUCUGCAGAUGGAAUAUCCCUUUUAAUGUGACUACAUUGCAUGUGCAUCCAUUCUUUUGCUUGUAAUUAUGAGAACAUUCAAGACUACAGUAUGUUGAGCAAUACUUUAUGUACAUAUUUUUUAAGACUAAAGAAACACAUGCCCCUUCUACAUAUUUCAUGAGCAAGUUUGAGCUUGUGCAUAUUUAUGCUUCUAUAUUUGAAAGUUUCAGUAUGAAAAGAUCCAAACUGAAACGUGUUCAAACUGUGGAACUUUUUUUUAAUAUAGCGAUAAGGCCUUUUUAUCCUGUUAAAGUAUUUAUAUCUUCUGCUUUUGAAUCUUUUCAAAGAAAAACAGUUUAUUCUAUUCCAUACAGCUGUCAAUAAUGAGAUUUAUUGAGUUUAACUAAAUUGUAGCCUCUCUGCUGCAACAUAAUGUAGCUGUACAACCAUGAGUGCUGCUUUGCUGAGUAGUCAGUAGUCGAGUACAUUAAAAGCUGACAUUCCUGAAGCAUGUAAAUAUCCAUAAAACCUGUCAGCAAUUGCACCUUGCAUUUGCAUGCUCAGGUUGGGGUGGGGGGGGGGACUUCUUGGCAUGAGGAUUGAAUGAAAAGUAUCUUGUUGGAAGAAAGCAAUAUCCAAUUGUAUUGGGACAGAUUUCAAAUCAUGCACAUUUUUCAUAUUUGUUUGAUUCAGCUUGUCCUUAGUUUCACCCAAGAAAAGUGCUCGAACAACAGGACAUAUCCCUACCGAGAGUGGUGUUUGCAAUGUCAUUGCCCAUUUCUUUACGGGGAACUCCACAGAAUGAUUAGCAUAGGUUUGCUCUUUAUAUAGGGGUUGUUUGAAAGCUUCACCAGCUUGGUGACCUGGAAAAUACAGAUGACCACUUCAGUACCGUCUCCCUACCAGCUGCCCUCUUCUUUCUUUCUCCCACGCCACCUGGUAAAAGUAAAAUGCCUGUCUAUGACUGACACAUUGAAACAUUUGACUCUUAAUGAUUUAGAGCACACUGUUACUUCCAUGGCACUAAUAUAUUCUGUAUACUGUUAACCAAAUCCAUUUUGUAAAUACAUAUUGCCACUUGAUUGUGCAUGGUUACUAUGUAUGUGGAUAAACAUGUUGCCAAACUUUUCUGUGUGAGUGUCUGUUGCUGUACUACUAAUUAGAUUAAGUUUAAAUUAAUUCAAAUACAUAAAUAGUCAUUUUUGAGAAUCUA